Plodia interpunctella (Indianmeal moth) is the source of this 10791-nucleotide messenger RNA. RefSeq names its product fat facets (gene faf). Gene Ontology annotation, molecular function: cysteine-type deubiquitinase activity. The record is from RefSeq and is a predicted model, not a curated record. Lineage: Eukaryota; Metazoa; Arthropoda; Insecta; Lepidoptera; Pyralidae. Gene Ontology annotation, biological process: protein deubiquitination; cell migration. Gene Ontology annotation, cellular component: nucleus; cytosol. The transcript has 51 exons. Bases 185 to 7768 code for a protein of 2527 amino acids.
CUGGGCAUCACAAUUCACAAAGCACCUUGAAAGUAUCGGACUGUCGGUAUUUUUCAUCUAUUUUCGUUCUUCACGUCAAAAAGGUGUAGUGAAUUCUAUUUGUGAUUUGGUUCGAGGUUUUUUCUGUAAAUUGAUUAUAUGUUGACGUGAAAGGGGGGGCAAUGAAUAUUUUUUCAUUUAAAUAAUGACAGUUUCAAUGAAAGAACAAGAGCAAGUGCCUGGGGAGAUGGUGUUCCCUGAGGCAAAACUUAAAGCACUGGAAGAGAAAAUUUCACAUUCCCGUUGGGUGGUGCCAGUAUUGCCCGAACAAGAAUUGGAGGCCUUGCUGGUUGCUGCCACUGAACUUGCAACCAAAGGUGAAGAUGUGAACAACCAAGCUUGCCAACGUUUUUACAAUGAUGCCCUUACUGUAUCAUUCACAAAGAUCCUCACAGACGAUGCAGUGUCCUCAUGGAAGAACAACAUACAGCAAUGUGUACGGUCCAACUGUGAAAAACUGGUCAAACUAUGUGCCAUGAAGUUGGAUGAUCCCAGAUUCCUGCAUUUAUUGUCUAUGGCAUUCAAUCCUAAUAACAAAUUCCACACUUUCAAUGCAUCCAGAACAUGUGAAGGUCUAUCUGUCUCGGUCCCUACUAAUGCUACUCCAGUAGGGCAAGGUUCUACACAAGACACAGAAGUAUUUGCUAAAUCACAAGAUCACAGGACACCAAGAGGGUGGCUGGUUCAUCUUAUAAAUGUAUUUGGCCAGAGUGGGGGAUUUGUUAAGCUCAGAGAACGGUUUGAUGACAUCAUGGGUUUUCAAAAGCCCGAUUUAACAUCAAGUAUAUGCUUGGAAGAAAAGAUUUCAACUGAAGAAAAUGUUAAAGAAAUUGAGGAAGAAAAUGACAAAGUAAAUAAAAUUGAGGGUGCUGAUAGUGUCUCAACUAUUGAAGAAAGUAGUGAUGAUCCGGGUGCCGACACUGUGUCAUCAAUCCCAUCUCGUCCACACCGUCGGCAAACGCGAAGUCGUCCAGAUCUUUUUACGAACACAUCCUCGUCACGCGUUGAACAGCCAUCGCCGGAUAACUCGUCACGCAACGAGCAGUCAUCUUCAGAUGGUGCCUCACGCAAUGAACAGCCGUCGUCUUUGGAGCAGUCUGUGAACGGUGAGACUCGCGUGGCGGCGGUGUGGCAGCUGCUGCGGCCUCUAGGGCUCUGCCACGACUUGCUCACACCACACACUGUUACAACUUACCUUCUGCCUGUAUUGGAAUGUAUUCCUACACUAUUGGAAAGUUUAACUGAUGAAGAGUUAAAGAGAGAAGCUCGCGGUAGUGAGAAUAAGACUGAUACGGUAUCUUGUUUGAUUCGAGCAUGCAAGUAUGUCUCGGUGAAAACACCUCAUCACCACAGCUUGUUGAAAUCAUUUGAAAUGUUUCGACUGAAAAUGAUUUUGCGACUAUUACAAAUGUCGUCUUUCAAUGGGAAAAUGUCUGCGCUGAACGAAAUAAACCAGCUUAUAAGUACAAUGUCUCAACAACCGAAACCGGAAUGGCUUACACCUUCUGUUAUAACUACUUGGAUUAGAGAAAACAAAGUAGUGGACAUAGUGUUACGCGAUUCGCUCCACCAACCGCAGUACGUGGACCGCCUGGAGAAAAUGCUCCGCUUCAUGAUCAAGGAGAACUCGCUAACGAGAGACGACCUGGACGCCAUCUGGAGGGCGCAGCACGGCAAGCAUGAGGCCAUCGUGAAGAACUUGCACGAUUUGCUUGCCAAACUCGCCUGGGACUUCACGCCUGAUCAGCUCGAUCACCUAUUCGACUGCUUCAAGGCCAGUUGGGCUACAUCGAGCAAGAAACAAAGUGACAAAUUACUGGAAGUUAUCAGAAGGUUGGCGGAAGAUGACAAAGAUGGUGUAAUGGCAAAUAAGGUGUUGGUCUUAUUUUGGAACUUGGCUCACUCUGAUGAGGUGUGCACGGAAAUCAUGGACGUGGCGCUCGUUAACCUCACUAAGAUUCUGGACUACAGCUGUUGUCAAGAUCGAUACGCACAAAAAACACUAUGGCUUGAUAAAUGCGUAGAAGAAUUAAAAACGAAUGAGAAGUGGGUUUUGCCCGCGUUGAAAAUGAUGCGCGACAUCUGCUGCCUGUACGAGGCGGGCGGCGGCACGGGGCUGCGGCCGCACGUGACGCGCCAGGAGCUCAUCGACCAGUUGCAGACCCAGCACUCUCUCGUCAUUCUAGUCACGGACUCGCUCACACACUACAUGGACGGUGUGAGGAACAAGUUGGCAGAAGAGCAUGAAAUCGAUUGGGAAAAUUGGCUGCCAGACGGUAGAUAUCCACACUCUUCGCAAGUACACGAAAGAUUAAGUUUUCUUAGGUUCCUGUUGAAAGACGGUCAAUUAUGGCUAUGCGCAGAACAGGCAAAGCAAAUAUGGGUGUGUCUCGCGGAGAGACCGGCACACCUGGGCGACCGCGAGGCAUGUUUCCGAUGGUUCAGUAAGCUAAUGGGGGAGGAACCCGACCUAGAUCCAAAUAUAAGCCUGCAUUUUUUUCGGAGAAAUAUCAUGACGUUAUCUCCCAAUUUAUUGACGCACGCUGGUAUUAAAUGUUUUGAAAGAUUUUUCAAAGCUGUCAAUUCCAAAGAAGGUAAACUCAAAAUUAAGCGACGUAGUUUCUUACUCAAUGACGCUGAUCUCAUAGGAUUAGAUUACUUAUGGAGGGUAAUAACAGACUGCGAGGACGAGAUCUCCGCGCGGGCCGUUGAGCUGCUGCGCGAGGUGAGCACGUGCGUGGGCCCGCAGCUGUCGCCGGCGCUCCACCACGAGGCCUUCCUCACGCAGUGCUGCGCGCGCACGCAGCGCAUGCAGAAGGAUAUGGAGCUGCUGCUAGAUCCAACAGAGAGUUGUACAAGAAUGUGCAGGGUAAUUCGUGCCAUACAGGAAUAUGUAAAUGAAUGUGAUAGAAGAUUUUCAGCCGACAGGCAAAUAUUGCCGACCUACAGGUCGGGCCGCGGGCGGCAAUGCACUGUUAUAGUCAGAUUCAAUUUUCAAACUGGCCAAAGACAAAUCGAUGAUAUAGAAUUAUUCUCGCAUUCAAACGAAACGCUACAUUCGUUACGUACUGCAAUCCAAAGAAGACUUAAAACUGCAUCAGAUAGUAACAUAAAAUUAGAACUUUAUGUAAAUAAAUUAGAGCUGUAUGUAAAUGGUGAAUUGUUGGAUUCGAGUCAUGAUCGUAAAAUCCUGUCUCAAAUUCCACUGCGGGAUAAAACAGUGAUCAUUGCCAAGGUAUAUGAUGGACAAGUGUGUGGCAGCGGCGGCUGUGGUUCUUCAAAUGAGUCUAGUAGUGACUCCAGCGCGUCAUCACCUCCUUCGCCACCGACUCCAGAACAUGCGUUACCUGGUGUGCUGUUUGCUCAAGGCUCAUGGUACAUACCUUUCAUAUUAGAGCUGGAACACAUUGGCAUUACAAAGGGACAUUCACAGCUCACAGAAGCGGCACAUUUAUUAUCACAGAUUUGCCCGGCGCACAAACAGACAGUGGAAAAAUUAACGGAAGCUUUAUUAUGUAGAGAUGAAUCGAAGUUAAGAGAUAUGUUAUAUGGACCUGCCCCACCGAUAGUUGCUUAUAAUGUAGAGGUUUUAUACAGUAUGGUGAUGCCAUCUUCAGAUACGAGAUUAGAGCGAAGUAGAAGUUUUCAGUUGGCGUGUGUAAAGAAAGCGCCUCUUUUGGUGCAAUGUCUCUCAGACGAAGAGUUCCUAAAAGACGCCGCACCACACACAAGAAGGGUUGGUUAUUUAUCACUAGUCAGGCUAGCCAAGCUGUCAUUAUACACUUUAGGGCAUUUAUUUGAAAUAUUAGCGCCGGACGGGUCGGACACUGCUUUAGAUAAGGAGUUCAGAACUGACGUCACUAUUUUAAGAGAAGCACUGCAGACCGUUCCGAAUCACAGCUGUGAAUUAAUUGUCAAAGCACUCUCAGAGAAGCUAGCAAACGCUUUGGGCGAACAGGUAGUAACGAGCAGCGAGGACAGCGAAUCAGUGUCGUCAUUAGUCUGGUGGCGGUUGCCGACUGCGGCCUCGGUGCGAGCGCUGUACGCACUAGCUUUCUCUGUCGCGCAGCCCCUCGACGCCAUUGGCGGAGUGCACCCCGAUGACGUCACACUGGUUCGCGAAUGCAUGGAGGUGAUUACAAUAUGUAUGGCGCUUGGAGGAUUGCACUUGGAUACACUUUUACACGAAAGCUGGUGGCAAGACACAGCUCUAUAUCUCAUGAUUGACUGUCCCAAUCCUCAAGUGCGGGUGUCGUGCGCAGAGCAACUACUAGCAAUGUGCGCGUGGGGGGGCGGCGGGGGCGCGCGGGCGGCGCUGACCGCGCUGGGCGGCGCGGGCGCGGCGGCGGGCGCGCGUCUGCGGGCGCAUGCGCGUCACGCGCAGCAGUUCCUGCAGCUGCUGUGCCGGCUGGUCGCGCUCGCCGGGCCCACGGCAAGGACUCUCGAUGACUUGGUGUAUGAGGUUGCAUGGCUACGAGCGGUUCGCGCUAAUCCAGAGACGCUGGACGACACGCUGCUGGAGGGGCAUCUGAAUCUAACCAAAGAAUUAUUUACACAUGUCCCCGCACAAACCAAAUAUCAGUACGGUGCUCAUCCAGAUCAUAAAGAUUCCGGGUUGAUAAAGGAAGUGGCAACAGAAUUCCUAUGGCCUUACUCUUGGGCGUGGAGUCAGUCUGGGCUGUCUCGUUGUACGAGCGGCGAGAACGGCGAAACUCACUCUGAGCCCGUGGCGCCGUUGUGUCGCACGCCAGGCGCGGCCGUGGCCGCCACGGACCUGCUGCUGGCGCUCGUGCACGGCUGCGUGCCCAACAUGGCGGCGCUCGCGACGCUGCUCGAACAGAUGUUCUACAGCGAAACAAAUAUGCCGCUUUCCGAAUGGGAAUAUAUGCCGUGCGUGGGACCGCGGCCGCCGGCCGGGCUGGUGGGGCUCAAGAACGCGGGCGCCACAUGCUACAUGAACUCUGUGCUGCAGCAGCUGUACUGCGUGCGGGCGGUGCGUGACGCGCUGCUCACCGUGCAAGGAGCUGCAACAGAUCCCAAUGAAGAUUUCUCUGGGGAAAGUCAACUUCACACAAUCGUUGAAAAUAAUAUUGAAAGCAACAGCGAUUACAACAUCACAAUUUUAAAACAAGUACAGGCAAUAUUCGCACAUUUACACUACAGCAAACUACAGUAUUAUGUUCCUAGAGGAUUAUGGGCGCACUUUCGGCUUCAAGGUGAACCAGUAAAUUUACGGGAGCAACAGGAUGCGGUCGAAUUUUUCAUGUCUCUAGUCGAAUCUUUAGAUGAAGCGUUAAAAUCUCUGAGUCAAGAACAACUGAUGGCCAAAACAAUGGGAGGCACAUACUCGGAUCAGAAAAUUUGUAAAGGAUGUCCGCAUCGGUAUUGUAAAGAGGAGCCGUUCAGUGUUGUGUCGCUGGACAUCCGGAACAUGUCUCGCCUGCAGGAGUCCCUCGAAGCUUACGUUCGUGGCGAGUUGUUAGAGGGCGCUGACGCCUACCACUGUGAUAAGUGUAAUAAAAAGGUGGUGACAGUAAAAAGAUUAUGCCUAAAUAAACUACCUCCAGUGUUAGUUAUUCAAUUAAAAAGAUUCGAAUAUGACUUUGAAAAAGUGUGUGCAAUAAAAUUUAACGAUUAUUUCGAAUUUCCGCGGGAAUUAGACGUUGAACCUUACACAGCGUGGGGCCUGGCGCGGGCGGAGGGCGACGCGGCGCUGUGGGAGGGCGGGGACAACACGCCCGAGACCCACUACCAGCUCAGCGGCAUUGUCGUGCACUCGGGGCAGGCUUCCGGGGGACAUUAUUACUCCUAUGUCUUGCUCAGAGACAACGGCAGCGAAACGGGCCGUUGGGUGAAACUAGACGACGGAGACGUGUCCGAGUGCGCGAUGCACGACGACGAGGAGAUGAAGGCGCAGUGCUUCGGCGGGGAGUACAUGGGCGAGGUGUUCGAUCAAAUGUCAAAGAGGGUGUAUAAACGACAGAAAAGGUGGUGGAAUGCGUAUAUGCUAUUUUAUACACGGAAGGAUACGAUAGAAAAUUCUAGUCUUGAACAGUCUAUGAAGAAUAUGACUCUAAAGGAAAGUGCCAUACCCAGGCCAAUAUGGCUAUCAGUAAGAAGGAGUAACAUAGCAUUCUCACAUAAUCAGGAUCAAUUUAGUAUCGAGCAUUUUAACUUUAUGAAGAAAUUAUGUUUUAUGCGACUGCAAAUGCUGCCCGGUUCACAAAAUGCUGUUUGGAGCCCGGAACACGAGGAAAUGUCAAUGUUGGCUGUACAAUUAGCAACGAAGUUUUUAUUCCAAGUAGGAUUUCAUACGAAGAAAACAUUGCGGGGGCCUGCCGCUGAUUGGCAUGACAUUUUGUGUCAGCAUCUUAGGUGUUCACAAGCAGUCAGAGCGUGGUUUGCGACAGAUCUCUUCAAACAUCCUCAUAGGUUAUGUGAUUAUUUAUUAUCGUGUCCGUCAGCUGAAGUGAGAAUAGUUUUUAUGAAGAUUAUAGUAUUCUUGGCGCAUUUUUCCAUGCAAGACCCACCUGUGUCCGCGGGCUACGGUUCGUGGUGCAGCCGCGAGGAGGCGCAGUCGCUGUCGGACCAGGUGCUGUGCAGCGCGCGCGCGCUGGCGGCGCCGCCGCACGCCGACCACCACCACCGCCACCUGCCGCUGCUCUUCAACCUCUUCCACACGUACGCCAUGCUCGGCUUGCCGGAGAAACAUCAGCUGUUGCGGUUAAAAAUCUUGGACAUCGUCCUGGCCGUCUGCAUGGAUGAUUCGUCAACGUCGCUUGGGAAAUACCAGUAUCCCGAAUCAGCUAAAAUACACCAGGUGGUGAGCGUGCUGGUGCGGUGUUGCGACGUGAGCGCGCGCUGCCACUCUGCCAACGCGGCGGAGGGCGCGGGCGCGCUGCCCAACCCGUACGCGGACGCAGGCGCGGGCGCGCGUCCCGCGCUCUCGUGUGCCGCCGCCGACGUGCUCUACAACAGGACCGGAGCGUACAUGAAGAAGCUAACGGAGGAGUGUUGCGGGUGCGAGGAAGGCAUCAGACUGAUCCAGUUCCUGAGCUGGGAGCACGCGGGCUGGUCGCGCAUGGCGCUGGCGGAGCUGCUGUGGCAGAUGGCCUACGCCUACUGCCACGAGCUGCGCCGGCACGCUGACGCGCUCGCCGCGCUGCUGCUCAUGGAGGACAGCUGGCAGCACCAUCGCAUCCAUAAUGUCAUCAAAGGCGUGUCCGAAGAGCGGCCGGGUCUGCUAGAGACGGCGUCGCGCGCGCGCGGGCACUACCAGAAGCGCGCGUACGCGUGCGUCAAGCUGAUCGUGGGCGUCAUGGCGCGCGCGCCCGCCGCCGUGCGCUGCGUGCACGCGCAGCCCGACGCGCGUCGGCGCUGGCGCCAGCUGCUGGCCUGGCUGCAGGACGAGCUGGUCAGCAAAUACGGCCCCGGCGGAUACGGUUCAUACGGCACGUGGUCCCCGCCGGGCACAUCCAAUGAAACUUCUAGCGGAUACUUCCUCGAGCGAAGCAACUCCGCGAGAAAGACGUUAGAAAAAGCAUACCAACUGUGUCCCGAAGAAGAAGAUGAAGAGGAGGACAAUCGGGAGACGACCGAAGGGUCGGUGUCGGGGGAGGCGGGGGAGGACAGCGGGGAGGACGAGGAGCCCGCGCCCGCCCCCGCCCCCGCGCCCGCCCCGCCCGCGCCCCCCGCCCCACCCGCGCCCGCGCCCCUCCGCGACCCCUGAGCUUCACUGUGAGAUCUCUAUCCGGAACCAGUGUCGGGAUCUAUGUAUGAUCUCUAUUAAUAUGCUAUCCGGAUCGAAGUGACCCCGAGAUCUAAUUUUAUAUCGUCUAUGUGUGUCGUCGACCGGUUGCGGGGAAGUCCCUUGUCGCAGGAUCUGUGCUUAGCCGUAGUUUUGUUCUGUGAUGUUAACGAUACGUGUAGAAUUUGUUUCGAUCGCGUCUAUUAUUAAGUAUUACGCGGUAUUUAUCGCUGUUUGUAAACGAUUUAGUUAUUUAUGUUUAUUUUUAAGUUUCGCUUUAAAUACCAUAGUAUUUAUUUUAUUCUCGCUAAAGUUUAUUCAGAUUAACAUUUUCACAGUAGAUUUGUAUGUAUUAUAGUAUAUACGCAUCUAUGUAUAUUCUAACUUUUUAUCGUAAGAAAUUUUAAAUCGUGCGAGCCGGCUUCGCUUUUGGAACUAGUUUUAUAUACGAACAAAGUAGUGUGUUCUGCGUGAAAAUAUAAAUUGUAUACUGCGUGUUAAACUUGUAUUUUCUUUAUUUAUACACAUAAUAAUAUUGUAAUCCAAGACGUCAUGAAUCCUCAACAAAUUUAGCAAUAGUAGAAAUGUUUGAAGUCAUAAUGGGAUUAGGGACAAAUGUAAAUAAUAAUUUAUAUACGGUUUCGUAUUGUAUUUACGAAACCUUAUAAAGCGUCGCCAAUUAAAAUGAUGCUUCAUUCAAAUAAUGUAGUUGCUUACUGAACUAGAAAUUACAACAAAAUUAUAUUUGAGUAAUGGGAGUAACGUUAGUACGUUAUUUGAUUGAAAUGAGUUAUGCAAAAUUAAUCUCCAAGAAAAAAAAUAUGUUAAUAAGUAUUAGCUAAAAGAUUUGUUUUAUCGCUUUACUAAUUGCAUUUUGUGAAACUUAGCUUUGUAAAGUGGACGCAUUUUACAUGUAGCUAUUCUAACACUGUCCGUUAAUACACGACAUUUGGUAUUGUAGAAUAAAUAAUAGAAUAUGUAAUGCUAAGUGGGUGCUAUCUUAAGAGUGACACUGAUGAGCUAUCACUAACGUUAACAAAUAACUAUUAUGAACAUAUGUUACAUCAAAAUAGUAUCACUUUGUGAAAUAUUUUUAAUGGGCUUGACUUGUGAUGUGUCUUGUUAUCUUAAAAGCAGUGUAUAUUAUCAUCGUAUUUCAUUUUUAAUAGAAUACAUUUAAUUUAGAUGCAUUCAAGUAAUCACUGGCCGAGAAUGGCUUAUGUACACACGUAUGUAUGAUGUCCAAAUACAUGUAUUGAAAUUUAGCUGACAUGUUCAGGCGCCGAGUACUGCGGCAUCAUUACUUUUCAAGAUGCCGUGCGAAGUGAGAUUUUAAUUUUUAUUCGCGCGUUUAUCUAUAAUUAUAACUUUUGGAGGCGCGUAUCAAAGGAGUCACAAUAGACAUAAGUACAAAAAAUAUUAUUUAUUUGGCCUGUUCUUAUUUUUUAGUGAUGUCUCGUCUUUGCGAUCUUUGUGAAGUAGCCUACAAGAUGCAAUGCUAUCUGAUGUGUCGACUAAACUUCUCUCUAGUAGUUACACAGCAGAUAGCAUCCUCGUUAGAAUUUAAUGCUACUUCCCUGACUGUGCUAUGCCCAAUAUUUUUAUUUGUAGAUUUUUCUAUUGGUAUUUUAAUUUAAUAAAACUAAUAACCUACAUCAAUGAAACGAGAUAACAUACUGUGAAGCAUUCUAUAACCUUUAUGUAAAUAGUGAAUUUGACGGCUUGAAAAGUGUUGGCCUAAAGCUGAAGAUAAACAACAUUUCAGCUUUUUUUUUGUUAUUUGAUAGAUGCAUUAUAAUACAAAUUUAGUUUUUAUUUAAAAAAAAGUGUAGAUAUAGGUAUUAAUGACUAGUCUAACAGGAAAAUGUUGCCACUAUGUCAAUGUUCUGCUUUGUAUUAUACGUUAUUUAUUUUUAUAUGUGAUAAUGGUUGUAUAAUAUUUUCCUUCUAUCUAGUAGUUAAAUCAUUGUAUUACUCAGGCUAUCAAGCGGCUACAUCACACAUAAACAUACAUAUAAUGGUAAAAUAACACCUUUAUCAUUAGCCGGUGUUCUACCACUUGGUGAACGCUGCUGUGUGAAUUCAUAUUUUACGCACGUCUAUUUUACAAAUUUUAAGUCACUGUUACAUAAAACUAUAAGUAUAUUUCAAUUAUUCAUUUAUAGCACUAAUCACUUCAAAUAAUUAAAAUUUUGGUCGCAUAGACCUUUGUGCCUUAUUUUCACUUUGUUUGCUCAAUGGCUUUUAUAUAUUUUAUCAAACAUUACGAAAUUCUACACUCAUCAUUCGGAUUUUAACAGUAAUUUAUUUCACCAAUUUAUGUGACGCUAUACAAUGAGUUGGGACAAGUUAAUACAACACUAGAAAUCUGAUCGCUAAUUGAUGAGUUAUACCAAAGAUGGAGUUAGGUUGAGGAACGUAACAUUAGAUUGAGGGAUAUAUCGUGGUCCUUUUUCUUAAUAGCUUAGUAUUUGAAAUGUUUUGUAUGUUUUAUAAAAUGCAAAAAUAAAAAAAAUGUUGAACGGAAAAAUGUGAUUGAUCUUAGGCUUAGAUAAGAACAUAGAAUAUGAUCCUAGAAGCAAAUGCUUAAGCUAAGCAAUCAUGUUGUCUAUAGAAUGACUUUACUAGCGGAUUUCAAUUAAUUUCUUAACGUGACGAAAAACUAAUUGAAAUUCGUCCGUAAGUUUCAUCCAAACUUACAAUUUCACGGUCAGAACCAAAAACUAAUAGUUUUAAGUAAUGAACUUCAAAUCAGAAUAAUCUUAAUUUAAAAUUGCUUUACGGCAUUUUGAAAUGGUUUUUAAUGGAAAGCAUGUAAUGUAAAUUUCACCUAUGGUGUAAAUGUCUAUGGUAUAAAUAUAAGAACAGUUGAGUUUUGUAUAACAUUUCUAUGGCAAAUAUUAUAAAAAUGGCAUACAGCAUUUGACAUUAUACAGAAUGCUCACAAAGUAGCAUUCAUACAGAUAUUAUAAUAUUAAAAUCAAGAAAUAAAUUCGAAAAUUUUA